This is a messenger RNA of Candida tropicalis MYA-3404, 552 nucleotides long. RefSeq lists its product as uncharacterized. The record is from RefSeq and is a predicted model, not a curated record. Lineage: Eukaryota; Fungi; Ascomycota; Pichiomycetes; Serinales; Debaryomycetaceae. The transcript has a single exon. The coding region runs from base 1 to 552 and encodes 183 amino acids.
AUGCAAUUCAUUCAAAUUCUUUUAUAUUUAACUUUAUCUUUACAUGUCAUAUCCCAACCACUUCUUCUAUCUGAUUCAUUAGCAAAAAGAAGAAGUAGUGGUCAUUCCAGUCUGGGUAGUCACUCUAGUCAUUCUAGUCUGGGCAGUCGAGGUAGCUCAAGUGGGUCAAAAGGUGGUUCAAGUGGGUCUUCAAGUGGGUCUUCAAGUGGGUCUUCAAGUGGAACUAAAGGUGGUUCUGGCAGUUCUAGUGGCUCCACUGGAUCUAGUGGUACAAGAGGUGGCAGUAGCAGUUCCAGCAGCAGACGAAACUGGGGUAACAAUCAAUACCAUUGCAGUGGAUCCAGAUGUGGGUAUGGUAAUUAUUAUGCACCUAGUGCUGCUGCAGCAGCAGCUGGAUACGGUACAGCAAGAUACCAUGCUGGUCAUUCUUCAGGAAACAGAACUUCCAAUUCAACCAGCAGUAGUGCCACAUCUUCAUCACCUGCUGGUAUGUUACAAGUCCCAACGGUCUACUGGAUUGGUUUGGGUGCUAUCGGUGCUAUCAUUUUAUAA